ACCGGCACCGGCACCAGGAUCCGGCCUCGGAGCCAGCGCCGCCGUCACCAUGGGCAACAUCUUCGGGAACCUGCUGAAGAGCCUGAUUGGGAAGAAGGAGAUGCGGAUCCUGAUGGUGGGGCUGGACGCUGCUGGGAAGACCACCAUCCUCUACAAGCUCAAACUGGGGGAGAUCGUCACCACCAUCCCCACCAUCGGGUUCAACGUCGAGACAGUGGAGUACAAGAACAUCAGCUUCACCGUGUGGGAUGUGGGUGGGCAGGACAAGAUCCGGCCCCUCUGGAGGCAUUACUUCCAAAACACCCAGGGGCUGAUCUUCGUGGUGGACAGCAACGACCGGGAGCGGGUGAACGAGGCGCGGGAGGAGCUGAUGCGGAUGCUGGCAGAGGAUGAGCUCAGGGACGCCGUCCUCCUCGUCUUCGCCAACAAGCAGGACCUGCCCAAUGCCAUGAACGCAGCGGAGAUCACGGACAAGCUGGGGCUGCACUCCCUGCGCCACCGUAACUGGUACAUCCAGGCCACCUGUGCCACCAGCGGGGAUGGGCUCUACGAGGGCCUCGACUGGCUCGCCAAUCAGCUCAAGAACAAGAAGUGAGGGGGGGUCCCCCUGUGCCCCCCUGGGCCGUGCCAGGGCCCCCCCCGGCCGCCCCCUCCCUGCCCCGGUUGGGUUUUGCUUUCUUCUGGCACCGGUUGCUGUGGGGUUUUUCGCCUUUUUUGGGGUCCCCCUGGUUCCCCUCGGAUCUCGUGUGUGCGUGCGUGGAAUUAGAGCUCUAUAUAACGCCCAGGGGGGCAGGGGCAGAGCCCCGGGAGGGUGGGAUGGGGGCUGGGUGGGGGAGGCCACCUCAGCACUGCCCUGCCUGGGGGGGCCGGGGACACCCCAUCCCCAUGCAUGUCCCUGCACCCCUCGCCUUCCUCUGGACCAAAUGUGGGGGCAGCAGGGCCAUUGGGGGGGAUUUGGGACUAUACACCUCCCCCUCCCUCUCAGCACCCCUUCCCGGCCCCGUGUGCCCCCCCCGGGCAUUCCACACGUCCCCGGCCCCCCCAUGUCACUUCGAGGCAGGUCUCCUUCCCGCAGCGUGACCCUUGCAGAGGGGGGGGACAGCACAAGGCUGCCAGGACCUCUGUGGUCCCCCUGGCCGUGCCCCCCUCCUCGC
Messenger RNA from Pyrgilauda ruficollis (rufous-necked snowfinch), 1154 nucleotides. It is a transcript of the gene ARF3, whose product is annotated as ADP ribosylation factor 3. Bases 50 to 595 code for a protein of 181 amino acids. Gene Ontology annotation, molecular function: GTP binding; GTPase activity. Gene Ontology annotation, biological process: vesicle-mediated transport; intracellular protein transport. The transcript is spliced from 5 exons. Lineage: Eukaryota; Metazoa; Chordata; Aves; Passeriformes; Passeridae. The record is from RefSeq and is a predicted model, not a curated record. Gene Ontology annotation, cellular component: plasma membrane; cytoplasm.